This is a messenger RNA of Saccostrea cuccullata (small rock oyster), 1428 nucleotides long. Its product is annotated as DBH-like monooxygenase protein 1. The transcript is spliced from 9 exons. The record is from RefSeq and is a predicted model, not a curated record. The annotation marks the transcript as partial. Gene Ontology annotation, molecular function: dopamine beta-monooxygenase activity; copper ion binding. Lineage: Eukaryota; Metazoa; Mollusca; Bivalvia; Ostreida; Ostreidae.
AUGGAUCUCUUUUGUAAAAGAUGGAUAUUUGUCCUGGUGGUGUACAUCGCUCGGGUUGUUGUUUCGUUCCCCCAAUUUCAGAGCCAGAUUCCAAACGGAGAGAAGGUACCCCAUCCUUGUAAUGACAAGGCGUGGUCAGCAGUGGGUCACGCUAACCCUAAUGGGGGACAUGAAAGAAAUCCCUUCGGAAAUGACUUUGCUGCGCUUGGAAUGACAUGGAAUGAAGCACUUUGUAGAGAAGAUUCUGAUGGGGACGGGAUGAGUAAUGGAGAAGAACUGGGUGACCCAAACUGUACAUGGAGCCAAGGUCAGCCAUUUCCAAGCACCCCAGUUAGUCACCCAGGUGUGUGCGAGCCAUUGGGUGACGAAAAAUGUAAAGGCAAAAAUGAUUGGCUGAAUUGCAAAAAGAGCGAUUUUGAAUGCGAUACUUUAAAUAAUCCAGAAACACAGUAUUUUGACAUAAAGUUUCCUCGGCGGAAAGUUCCUGCCAAGAAGACGACUUACACGUGUAUGGUGGUAGAAGUACCGGAAGUGGGAGACCAUCACAUGGUCGCUAACAAACCCCUCAUUGACAAUGAUCACGUGAUGCAUCAUAUGUUACUGUACGGUUGUCAAGGUGAUGCUGUUCCAAAAUUGAACACGCCUUAUGAAUGUGGUAUGGAGGCGUCCUUCGAGUGUAGGGAAUUGAUUGGGUUAUGGCAGGUGGGGUUACAGGGAGAAUGCAUGCACCGUGACGCGGGCUUCCGGUUUGGCAAGAAUGGAUAUCGACAUAUUGCUCUACAGAUGCACUGGACCAACAAGCAGGAGCGAUCUGACUACCACGAUGGUUCAGGGAUGAGGAUAUUUUACACUACAUCCCUCCGUCAACAUGAUGCUGGAACUCUAUGGGUAGGCCAAAUGUUCUUGGAAAUUCCUCCCCAGAUGCCGGAGGUAGCCGUGAGUGGAGUCUGUACCUCCGAGUGUACAUCUAAAAUCUUUGAAGACAAUCUCAAUGUUAUUGGAGCAUUCAACCACAUGCAUCUACUCGGAAAAGGACAGAAUGUAGAACAUUUUAGAAACGGAAAACGUAUAGGUGUCUUAACAAAUGAUACCCAUUACUCUUACAAUAGCCCAGCACAGCAAAGUUUUGACGUCCCUGUUGUCGUAAAACCCGGAGACGAACUAAAAACUACUUGCACUUAUAACUCAGAAGGGGUACGAAAAUAUACUUUCUUUGGGAAAGGAACACAUGAUGAAAUGUGCUUCGCAUUUAUAAAAUAUUACCCGAAGCAGAAAGCAAAGAUCCAGAAGUGCUUGUCAUUCAGAGAACUGUCUAUGUGUCCGAUGUUUCCAGAAACAGCGAAUCUCUUUGAUGACGGGGUAAAAGGAUGUAACAUUCCAAAGUUCACCUCACUGACCAAUCCUGCUACUUUGGCCAUGGUAUUUCAG